AUGCAACUCAACUCUUCUUCACAACUUCUGUAUCUCCUUCCAGGACAGCUAGAAACCUGUCAAGCCUCUGCAACAAAAAGAGUCAAGAGUGAGGGUCCAAAGCUUGUUCCGUUCUUCAAAGCCACUUGUGUCUACUUUGUUCUAUGGCUGCCCACCUCAAGCCCCUCCUGGUUCAGUGCCCUCAUCAAAUGUCUCCCCAUAUUCUGCCUUUGGGUUUUUCUGCUAGCUCAUGGCAUCAGCUUUUUAGGUGCCCACUCCAGUGCCAGGAAAAUCCUGGCAGGACUUAUUUUUUCAGCUUUGGGUGAUGCAUUUCUCAUCUGGCAAGAACAAGGCUACUUUAGUCAUGGAUUGCUAAUGUUCGCCAUCACCCACAUUCUCUACUCUUCAGCCUUUGGGAUGAAGCCUCUCAAUUCGAGAGCAGGUCUGAUCAUUGCUGUCAUCUCCGGCUUCAGCUAUACCCUACUUUAUCCCUACCUCUCUGGUCCGUUUACCUACUUGGUGGCUGUUUACAUUGCCCUCAUCGGCUUCAUGGGCUGGAGGGCCAUUGCUGGUGUUCAGUUCGCAAAUGACCUCUGGACCUGGACAAAACUGUCAGCCUGCCUGGGUGCCGUCCUCUUCAUGGUCUCCGACCUCACCAUUGCUGUCAACAAGUUCUGCUUUCCAGUUCCACACUCUAGAGCCAUCAUAAUGGCAACCUACUAUGCAGCACAGAUGUUGAUCGCACUUUCAGCUGUAGAAUGCCAAGAUGCUGAUACGUCUUGGAAAAGAGCCUGAGGAGCCACACAUUAAUCAACCUUCCCUAGUGACUCAGCAUUGUUAGAAGCUGAACAGGUUCAAGUACCACUUCUAAUCCCCUAGUCCCUCCACAAUCCCCCCUGUCUAAACAUGUC
Molecule: messenger RNA, 890 nt
Organism: Danio aesculapii
Lineage: Eukaryota; Metazoa; Chordata; Actinopteri; Cypriniformes; Danionidae
Product: lysoplasmalogenase-like protein TMEM86A
Exons: 3
Coding region: 1-774 (257 amino acids)
Cellular component (GO): membrane
Source: RefSeq, a predicted model, not a curated record